This is a messenger RNA of Eremothecium cymbalariae DBVPG#7215, 3003 nucleotides long. RefSeq names its product 1-phosphatidylinositol 4-kinase (gene PIK1). NCBI's taxonomy places the organism in Eukaryota, Fungi, Ascomycota, Saccharomycetes, Saccharomycetales, Saccharomycetaceae. The record is from RefSeq and is a predicted model, not a curated record. Gene Ontology annotation, biological process: phosphatidylinositol-mediated signaling; phosphatidylinositol phosphate biosynthetic process. Gene Ontology annotation, molecular function: 1-phosphatidylinositol 4-kinase activity. The coding region runs from base 1 to 3003 and encodes 1000 amino acids. The transcript has a single exon. Gene Ontology annotation, cellular component: cytoplasm; membrane.
AUGACGGAAACCACAGGCAGUAGAGGCACUGAACAGGAAGAUGAGGGAGUUCCUCUGUUUGUCCCACCUGGAUCUAAUGAAUUACUUUUAAAAUUUAUAAAUUCAGCUCACUUUACUAUAUACCAUAAUAUUGAAUACUUGACACGUUAUGCGGGUAAUAUUGGUAUUCAUCAUUACAUAUGUCAGAAGCUCUUAACAUUUCCACAUACAGAGUUACAGUUUUACAUCCCGCAGUUGGUUCAGGUGUUGCUUACUAUCGAAACGGAGUCUAUGGCACUUGAAGAUCUGCUUCUUAAGCUUAGCGGUGAAAACCCACAUUUUGCAUUAUUAACGUAUUGGCAAUUACAUGCGUUGCUUUCAGAUUUGGCGAUGGACCCUGAAUCAUAUGGGUUUCAAGUCGCUCGUAGGGUUAUUAAUAAAUUACAAUCGGUUCUUUGCAGCACUAGUUUGGUAGUACCUGAGUCUAAGAUCAACGAGAACUUAUUUCCUUCUAUUGUUCUUUGUUCUAUGGUACUGAGCUCUUUUGCUUGCUCCAUGUUGGGUCAGUAUGCCAAACCUUUGGUUGAAUCACAGGGGAAAAGGCAAAGAAGCCAUGUUUUUAAAUUGGCGAAGAAUGCUAUGCGAAAUAUAACCAAGAAUUUAACGAUUAAUAACUCUCUCACUAAUACGAAAUUUUCAACAGGUAAACAAACAAUUAACCAUCAUGUUGAUAUCGUUGAGUCUACAAAUAGAAAAGAAGAUGCAUCGUUCAAAAAACCUAAAGAAAGAUCUGCUCCGUCGUUGGAUUUUGAUAUGAUUGAUAAUGUGGGGAAACAGUUAUUUGAAGACAAACUAUCCAACUCUAUUGUUCUUCCCAAGAGGCGGCAGAAGAUUACUGACAAAUCUUAUAUGCAUAAAAUAUAUAAGUCGAAAAUUUUGGGCCCUAGGCUGAACACAGGUGAUGAAUUUACCAACUCGAUGCCCAAUUUACAUGCCAGCACAUAUUCCAGUUCUUCAUUGGGCUCGUUCAGGGAACGAAAGUCGUUCGACUACCAAAAUACUACUGUAGGUAAUAAAAAUGGCGGUACUGAAUUCAAGAAAGGUCAUUCAAGAAAGAGUUCUCGCCAUGGUGCUAAUAUUUACAAUCUGGAGCCUUCUAAUUUAUCUACCACACAGAAGAUUAAGAUUUUAAAGUCCAAUUACUUUCGUUGCGAAAUGCAGUUUGCGAUUGCGUUAGAAACAAUAUCACGUAAAUUGGCUCAAGUUCCAGUUGAGGCUCGUCUCACGUCCUUGAGAGCUGAAUUGUCUAUGUUAAAUAAAGAUUUGCCAGCGGAAGUUGAUAUUCCGACUUUGCUACCUUCGAACAAAAAGGGAAAGCUGCAUAGGAUAAUGCAUGUAGCCGUUAAUGAAGCACAGGUACUAAGUUCUGCUGAAAAGGUCCCCUUUUUAAUCUAUAUUGAGUAUUUGAGAGAUGAUAUGGAUUUUGAUCCAACAACAGAAAGGAACGAAGCUUUGUUGAGAGAAAAACCCGAAGAUGGGAGUUUCAUAUUCGAUUUGAGCUAUAUGGAUGCAAAUGAUAACCAGGACCUAUUUUGUAAUGGUGAUGAAUCUGUACGGGUCAUGUCUGAACCUGAUCCGCCCACUAUAAGGAAGGAGGUUGACCUAGGAGAUCUUUCUAUGGUUAAAAUUACAAAUCAAAACGAAGCGUUCUCUCAGAGACAUGAAUUAUUGGUGCAAUCUGCCGAGAAAGUUCCACCUAUUCCUAGCAAUUCAAAUUCUCGCAAUUCAGAACUGUCUUUUGUAACAAAUCUUGAUGCGAUGACUGAGAAAUUACUUGGAACAGAAUUGACUGACACAACAGAAGUACCAGCUGAUCUAGCCACUCAAGUGCGAAUUUCCGCCAUGAUGUUAGCCCAAUUAGACAAGUCCCCACAACAAUUAUCUGAUACCACUAAUCAGAUCCGAGCCAAGAUAAUCGCUUCCAUGCAAGAAGUACAAGAUAGGUUUGGAUAUUACGACCUACAAUCUGUCCAUGGCAUGGCUGGUAAGCGUAAAUUGGAAAACGAUUUGAAAACAGGAGGCUUAUCGAUGACUGAUAAAAAGGACACUACUUAUUUAGGCGAUGACUGGACUACUAAGAAAGAAAAAAUUCGUAGUGCAUCUCAGUACGGUCAUUUCCCAAACUGGGACCUCUGUUCUGUUAUUGCAAAAUCUGGUGACGAUUUGCGUCAAGAGGCCUUUGCUUGUCAAUUAAUUCAAGCAAUGGCAAACAUAUGGAGCCAAGAAAAGAUUGACGUUUGGGUGAAAAGAAUGAAGAUUUUGAUCACCAGUUCGAACAGCGGACUAGUAGAAACUAUAACCAAUGCUAUAUCCGUGCAUAGUAUCAAGAAAUCCCUAACAAAACAGAUGAUCGAAGAAGGUGAAUUAAACGAAAGGGGCUCCAUUGCCACACUAUGUGAACACUUUGUCCGCUCCUUUGGCGAUAAAAACAGUUUCAAAUAUAAACGUGCCCAAGACAACUUCGCAUCAAGCCUAGCUGCCUAUUCUCUUAUCUGUUAUCUUCUACAGAUCAAAGAUAGACAUAACGGUAACAUCAUGAUAGACAACGAAGGCCAUCUCGUUCACAUUGAUUUCGGAUUCAUGCUAUCAAACUCCCCUGGCUCAGUCGGAUUCGAGGCUGCCCCCUUCAAAUUAACCCAGGAAUACGUCGAUGUUCUGGGCGGCUUACAAUCUGAGCCAUAUAAAAAGUUUGUUCGCUUAACCAAAGAGGCAUUCAAAGCCCUACGAAAAUAUGCUGACUUGAUUACCAGCAUGUGUGAAGUCAUGCAGAAAGAUAACAUGCAGCCGUGCUUCAAUGCCCGCGAUCAAACAAGCGUUCAACUACGCCAACGCUUCCAUACUGAGCUAACUGAAGAAGAAUGCGAUGAUUUCGUGGAGAACGUUCUAAUCGCCAAGUCUCUCGGUAGCAUUUACACCCGCCUAUACGAUCAAUUUCAAUUAAUGACACAAGGUAUAUGCACGUAG